This is a messenger RNA of Schistosoma haematobium, 4346 nucleotides long. RefSeq lists its product as uncharacterized. Gene Ontology annotation, molecular function: nucleic acid binding. Lineage: Eukaryota; Metazoa; Platyhelminthes; Trematoda; Strigeidida; Schistosomatidae. The record is from RefSeq and is a predicted model, not a curated record. The coding region runs from base 478 to 1407 and encodes 309 amino acids. The transcript has a single exon.
ACUUUAAUUGUAACUUCGCGCGAAUUCGGUUACCUUCUGUAACCAAGGUUGUAUCGUGGCACGAUCUCGGUAUCCUUUCGAUGCCACGAGAUCGCCAGCAAAUAAAUAUCUCGACUUGGUCCAUUAAUUGCCUUCUGGUAUUUGGCUUCUCGGAGAUUUUAUGGGUUUCUUUGGUUACGUUCAACCUUCGCCUUCUGAUCUAUUUGGCACGUGUUUCUUGGUAGCGGUGUUCACAGUUAAUCUCAACUCGACGCCACGCUACAAUUGGUGAUCCCAAAGUUUGGGACACGCGACAAUUGGUGACCCGUAUUUUGGAACACGCCUCUGCUUCUGGUCAAAUCUUCCAAAGAAGCCGAUUCGGUGAGUCUAUGAUUUAUCUAUCCACGUCUGUCGUAUAUUUUCAUAUUUUUUAAUAUAUAAUAUACGCGACAUGACGGAUAACGGUAAAAAUAGUACUAAUAUAAUAGACUCCCAUUUAUGUGUACCGAAUCCCUGGCAAUUUUCAUUCGCGUGACGAUGAAUUCCACGCUUUAUUCGAGAAAUUUUCCCCUAUUAACUAUUCUCCUCGCUGACCCGGCUGCUUGGUACGGAAUGCAUUCGCAUAAGCAUAUCUGUCUACCACCCAGCACCAAAUGGUUAAGUAAACGGUUUCACUGCCAACUUAAAAGUGCUCUACGAGCACACGAAAACGGCAACUGGUACGAAACCUUACCGCUCGUUCUUUUAGGGAUCAGAACGAGCUUGAAGGCAGAUAUCCAAUGUUCCGCCGCUGAACUUGUAUACGGCACGACAUUGCGUCUGUCCGGAGAAUUCUUCACACCACGGAGCAGACCUAAUUUCGGUAAAUCAGACUACGUCCAUCGACUGUCUGCAUUUAUGCGAACGCUGUCUCCGGUGUCAACUCGAAUACAACAUCGACAGGUCGCUCUCCCUCGAGAGUUAUCUACCUGUUCACAUGUUUUUGUACGAGUAGAUUCGGUACGCAAACCUUUGCAGCAGCCUUACGAAGGCCCUUUUCACGUGAUCGCUCGUCACGAAAAGACCUUCAAGGUUGAUCGAUAUGGACGCGUCGAGAUCGUCAGCGUUGAUCGUCUCAAACCAGCACACGUCGAUGACAGUGCCCUAUCUGGUAACCUGAGAUUCAAUGCUAGACCUAUUAAACCUAGCGGGAUCCUUAAAUCUUCUUCAGGUCCCACGCUAGAUACAUCUGAGACCUCAUUCUCACGUCCCGGUCAACAGCACGCGUCAUCUGCACCGUCUACGGACGAGACGAUAGUCUCACGUCCAGAUCAGCAGAACACGCCGCCUCUGACCUCGGAUGAGAUUGCAGGCUCACGCGAUACGAACGAGACUGCCGUCUCACGUUCCGGUCGCCGAGUACGGUUGCCCGUACGCUUCCGCGAAUAGUCGCACAGUCAACAACCGAUACGGUGUAGGAAUAUUCCUAUGCUACUUGCAUGCUACACUCUUCUCUUUUUUGAUUUUCUUUUUGUUUCCUGAGCCCUCGCCCUCGACCAUCUCCGUUUGGUUCCGUCGACUUCAGUCAACUUUGGCGAAAGCUGGAUUGGCCACCCAUGCUCUCGUCAACGCACCCAGUCGAUAUAUUGGUUUCGAAUGCUUGGCAUACGCUUGGUCUCGAACUUGGUCGUUAUGGUCGCUUCUGGUCUUUUGGCUCAACGUGGUUUCGUCCUUCGUCUGCAGCGUUUCUGGUCCGCAUUCCCUACGAACGCCCUCUUCAGAUUCUGGAUACAAACCACUCUCGUGUAGCAUGCCAACUCAAGCAACAAAUACAGCACAUCGCUCCUGGUACCGUUCUCCGAAAAAGACCUUCGUUGGCAACUCGACGAUCAACGAUCGCUUUCCUGUUCGCCAAUUCUUCCGUCCUACAAUCUCUCGUCAGCCGAUCAGUCCCACGAUUUAAACCGCUAUUUAUCGAAAGUGUAAACCCUUUCUAGCGGGGGCUCCUGUAGUGACUCACAUUUAUCACGAGAACACGACUGGUUUAAUAGAAACAAUUAUUCUUAUAACCAACUGUACCAGUGCUUGUUUUAAUGUGCUUUUGUUUGACUGUGCUAAUGACAGCUAUUUUGUGCUUCCAUUCUUAUACUUACACUUUAAUUGUAACUUCGCGCGAAUUCGGUUACCUUCUGUAACCAAGGUUGUAUCGUGGCACGAUCUCGGUAUCCUUUCGAUGCCACGAGAUCGCCAGCAAAUAAAUAUCUCGACUUGGUCCAUUAAUUGCCUUCUGGUAUUUGGCUUCUCGGAGAUUUUAUGGGUUUCUUUGGUUACGUUCAACCUUCGCCUUCUGAUCUAUUUGGCACGUGUUUCUUGGUAGCGGUGUUCACAGUUAAUCUCAACUCGACGCCACGCUACAAUUGGUGAUCCCAAAGUUUGGGACACGCGACAAUUGGUGACCCGUAUUUUGGAACACGCCUCUGCUUCUGGUCAAAUCUUCCAAAGAAGCCGAUUCGGUGAGUCUACGAUUUAUCUAUCCACGUCUGUCGUAUAUUUUCAUAUUUUUUAAUAUAUAAUAUACGCGACAUGACGGAUAACGGUAAAAAUAGUACUAAUAUAAUAGACUCCCAUUUAUGUGUACCGAAUCCCUGGCAAUUUUCAUUCGCGUGACGAUGAAUUCCACGCUUUAUUCGAGAAAUUUUCCCCUAUUAACUAUUCUCCUCGCUGACCCGGCUGCUUGGUACGGAAUGCAUUCGCAUAAGCAUAUCUGUCUACCACCCAGCACCAAAUGGUUAAGUAAACGGUUUCACUGCCAACUUAAAAGUGCUCUACGAGCACACGAAAACGGCAACUGGUACGAAACCUUACCGCUCGUUCUUUUAGGGAUCAGAACGAGCUUGAAGGCAGAUAUCCAAUGUUCCGCCGCUGAACUUGUAUACGGCACGACAUUGCGUCUGUCCGGAGAAUUCUUCACACCACGGAGCAGACCUAAUUUCGGUAAAUCAGACUACGUCCAUCGACUGUCUGCAUUUAUGCGAACGCUGUCUCCGGUGUCAACUCGAAUACAACAUCGACAGGUCGCUCUCCCUCGAGAGUUAUCUACCUGUUCACAUGUUUUUGUACGAGUAGAUUCGGUACGCAAACCUUUGCAGCAGCCUUACGAAGGCCCUUUUCACGUGAUCGCUCGUCACGAAAAGACCUUCAAGGUUGAUCGAUAUGGACGCGUCGAGAUCGUCAGCGUUGAUCGUCUCAAACCAGCACACGUCGAUGACAGUGCCCUAUCUGGUAACCUGAGAUUCAAUGCUAGACCUAUUAAACCUAGCGGGAUCCUUAAAUCUUCUUCAGGUCCCACGCUAGAUACAUCUGAGACCUCAUUCUCACGUCCCGGUCAACAGCACGCGUCAUCUGCACCGUCUACGGACGAGACGAUAGUCUCACGUCCAGAUCAGCAGAACACGCCGCCUCUGACCUCGGAUGAGAUUGCAGGCUCACGCGAUACGAACGAGACUGCCGUCUCACGUUCCGGUCGCCGAGUACGGUUGCCCGUACGCUUCCGCGAAUAGUCGCACAGUCAACAACCGAUACGGUGUAGGAAUAUUCCUAUGCUACUUGCAUGCUACACUCUUCUCUUUUUUGAUUUUCUUUUUGUUUCCUGAGCCCUCGCCCUCGACCAUCUCCGUUUGGUUCCGUCGACUUCAGUCAACUUUGGCGAAAGCUGGAUUGGCCACCCAUGCUCUCGUCAACGCACCCAGUCGAUAUAUUGGUUUCGGAUGCUUGGCAUACGCUUGGUCUCGAACUUGGUCGUUAUGGUCGCUUCUGGUCUUUUGGCUCAACGUGGUUUCGUCCUUCGUCUGCAGCGUUUCUGGUCCGCAUUCCCUACGAACGCCCUCUUCAGAUUCUGGAUACAAACCACUCUCGUGUAGCAUGCCAACUCAAGCAACAAAUACAGCACAUCGCUCCUGGUACCGUUCUCCGAAAAAGACCUUCGUUGGCAACUCGACGAUCAACGAUCGCUUUCCUGUUCGCCAAUUCUUCCGUCCUACAAUCUCUCGUCAGCCGAUCAGUCCCACGAUUUAAACCGCUAUUUAUCGAAAGUGUAAACCCUUUCUAGCGGGGGGCUCCUGUAGUGACUCACAUUUAUCACGAGAACACGACUGGUUUAAUAGAAACAAUUAUUCUUAUAACCAACUGUACCAGUGCUUGUUUUAAUGUGCUUUUGUUUGACUGUGCUAAUGACAGCUAUUUUGUGCUUCCAUUCUUAUACUUACACUUUAAUUGUAACUUCGCGCGAAUUCGGUUACCUUCUGUAACCAAGGUUGUAUCGUGGCACGAUCUCGGUAUCCUUUCGAUGCCACGAGAUCGCCAGCAAAUAAAUAUCUCGACUUGGUCCA